Rotaria sordida is the source of this 1959-nucleotide messenger RNA. Lineage: Eukaryota; Metazoa; Rotifera; Eurotatoria; Philodinida; Philodinidae. The record is from the annotation of a GenBank genome assembly.
AUGCCUGAUUUAAAUGGAUCUUCAACAACUCUUCAUUGGAUUGAUUUAGAAACAAAUAAAACAGUUCAAUUGACACGACCUAUUUGGGGUAUUAAUGAUCAACAAUUCUAUUGGGUAGACAAUAAAACAGUUCUUUUUCUAUCAAAUCGAGCAACAUCUGGUCUUAAUCAAUUAUUUCAAAUAAAUUUACCUGAUGAUGUAUCAGCUAUGGGCAAUUUUCUUGAUCCAAUUCAAAUUACUGAUUAUCCAUUAGAUAUUGAUAAUCUAUUAGUAAAUCGUCAAGCAACACGUCUUGCAUUUAGUUGUCAAGUUUAUGCUAAUUUAACUAUUCAACAAACAGCUGAUCGUCAAGCUAAUGAAAAAGCUAGUGGUAGUUUAGUUUAUAAAUUUGAUAAAUUAUUUAUUCGUCAUUGGGAUGAAUAUAUGCUUGGUCGACGUCAUCAUCCAUUUAUUGUUUCAAUUCAACGAGAUUCUAAAGGCAUAUUUAAUUUUACAUCUACACCUAUGGAUGUUCUCUUUGAUAUUGAUAGCGAUUCACCAACAAGACCAUUUGGAGAUGGUAAAACACAAUGGUCAUUUAGUGCAAGUGGAAAUAAAUUUGCUUUUACAAGACAACAUGAUGAAACAAGUGAAGUUGCUUGGUCAACUAAUUUAGAUAUAUUUACUGUUGAUUUAAAUACAAUUAAUUCACAACCUGUAUGUAUUACAUGUAACAAUACAGCAGCUGAUACGGAUCCAUCAUAUUCACCAACUGAUGAUCAAAUUUUAGUUUAUCGAUCACAAUCAGUUCCCAGUUAUGAAUCUGAUCAAUUCAAAAUUCAAUGGUACAAUGGUUCUAAUGAGAAAACAACUCUACUUGAUGAUUGGGAUCGUAGUAUUCAAGCAACUACAUGGUCACUUGAUGGUCAAUCACUUUUUCUUGAAAUAGGUGAAGAAGCACGUAAUGUCAUUUAUAAAUUUUCUAAUAUCUUAUCUCCUUCAUCGGUUCCCAUUCGUCUUACAAAUACUGGUUCAUCUCAUGAUGUUAAUAUUCACCCAACAAACAAUGAAAUGUUUGUGUUUACGUAUGAAAAUAUUGUUCAACCGGCUAAUAUUUAUUUAUAUGCAUCACCAAUAUCAAUGGAACCUGUUACUGAUCAUAAUAAUAAUCUUUUGGCUAAAGUUCGAAUGAGUACAGUAUAUGAAGUAUUCAAUUUUUCAGGUUCACAAAAUGAAACAGUAUAUGGUUGGCAUGUACAACCAGUGAAUGGUGCAGCUCAAAAAGCUCCACUUGCUUUUCUUAUACAUGGUGGUCCUCAAAAUAGUUGGUAUGAUGCUUGGAGUUAUCGUUGGAAUUUUCAAGCAUUCUCAUCACAAGGCUAUGCUGUUAUUGCUAUUAAUUUUCAUGGAUCUGAUUCAUAUGGACAAAAAUUUACUGAUAGUAUUACAGGUCAAUAUGGUACAUUACCAUAUCAAGAUUUACAAUUAGGACUUACAGCAGCUUUAAGUCGUUAUAAUUAUAUUGAUGGAAAUCGAGCUGCUGCAUUAGGUGCUAGUUAUGGUGGAUAUAUGAUAAAUUGGAUUGCUGGACAUCCAGAAAUGAGCCAACGUUUUAAAACUCUUAUUUGUCAUGAUGGUUUAUUUGAUAUGAGAGGAAUGGCUUAUUCAACUGAAGAAUUAUGGUUUAGUGAACAUGAUGCUGGUGGUUUUACUCCCUAUGGAAAUCCUGAUGCAUUUGAAAAAUUUAAUCCAGUUAAUCAUGUUGCAAAUUGGACUCAACCAAUGUUAAUUAUUCAUGGUGGCCAUGAUUAUCGUGUACCUGAGACACAAGGAAUUAGUGCAUUUACAGCUUUACAACGACGUGGUAUUGCAAGUCGUAUGCUUUAUUUACCAAAUGAAAAUCAUUGGACACUCAAUCCAUUCAAUUCACUUAUUUGGUAUCAAGAAGUACUUGAUUGGAUACAUCAUUGGACACAAUGA